AUGGCCCUCAACCCGGCUGAAAUUGUAUUCCCUGUGGCAGCAAAUUCGGAGAUUUCGGGCGAGUCGGAGCCCAAGGCCAUAUUCUCUUACCAUGCUGGGCCUGUGAAGGUUCCGGGUCCGUGGAAGCGUGGUCGUCCCAGAGGACUCGACUCAUUGACGUCCAUUCACAGGACCGAAUCCGCAGCCACGCUCGCCGAAAUGCUCGAUCAAGGACCUCGGAAUUAA
Molecule: messenger RNA, 225 nt
Organism: Sporothrix schenckii 1099-18
Lineage: Eukaryota; Fungi; Ascomycota; Sordariomycetes; Ophiostomatales; Ophiostomataceae
Exons: 2
Coding region: 1-225 (74 amino acids)
Source: RefSeq, a predicted model, not a curated record